Messenger RNA from Microthlaspi erraticum, 1095 nucleotides. The record is from the annotation of a GenBank genome assembly. Lineage: Eukaryota; Viridiplantae; Streptophyta; Magnoliopsida; Brassicales; Brassicaceae.
AUGAUACUUGCGAAAUCCACCGCAAUGGCCACCGCUUCAUUCUUCGCAACCGUCAACACAGAUGUGACACCUCUGCUUAGUUCUUCCUCUGUUAUCAUCGGAAAACCAUCUUUAUCGAAGACCAUCUCCGUCAGAUCCUCCCUGUCAUUUUCCCGCAAAACUCGAAUAACUCCAAUCCGAGCCGCCGAUCAAUCGCCCGCUGUCGCCGUCUCUUCUCCCGCCGUGGAGGGAAUCGCCAAUCGAUCCCAAACCUCAUUGAAAUCCCGGCUCCGUGGAGGGGAAACUCUCUACGGCUUGUUUCUACUCUCCUUCUCGCCGACUUUAGCCGAGAUCGCUGCUCACUCCGGAUACGAUUACGUCGUCGUUGACAUGGAACACGGUCACGGCGGAAUACCGGAGGCACUUGACUGCAUCCGAGCUCUUAACGCCGCCGGCACAGCCGCCAUUCUCAGGUUGCCGGAAAACUGCCAAACCUGGGCCAAGAAAGCCCUAGAUCUAGGCCCACAGGGAAUCAUGUUCCCAAUGAUCGAAUCUCGCAAGGACGCGAGCAAAGCGGUGUCGUAUUGCCGGUUUCCUCCCGACGGCAUCCGUGGAUCGGCGCACACGGUCGUGCGAGCUUCAAAGUACGGAAUCGACGAAGGGUAUUUAGGUAGUUACCAGGACGAGCUCCUGAUCAUGUGCCAGGUGGAGUCAGCUGAAGGAGUGAAGAAAGCAGAUGAAAUCUCAGCCGUCGAUGGUGUUGACUGCGUGCAAAUGGGGCCGUUGGAUCUCAGCGCGAGCAUGGGAUACUUGUGGGACCCAGGACACAAGAAAGUGAGAGAGAUGAUGAGGAAAGCGGAGAAAUCGGUGCUGUCGUCAGAUCCGACGAAAGGUGGGGCCUACUUGUGUGGUUUCGCCAUGCCACACGACGGACCAGCCGCGAUCCGGGAACGUGGUUACAACAUGGUCGCCGGAGCCGUCGAUAUAGGGCUGUUCAGGAACGCAGCUGCAGAAGACGUGAGGAGAUUCAAGAUGGGACUGGUCAACGACUCGGACGGUGAGGAUUCGUUGGAUAGCGGAAAGGAUGUUGACGAUGAAAAGUACUGGAGCGAAUAA